AUGACAGCUGAAGAACGACCGGCUGAUAACUGCCCAAGUCCGAAUCCCGCCUCAAGAGUUAAGACUACAGAUGAAGACUCCAAACCUUGUCGCAUGCAAAAACUUUCAUCGUGGUAUUUGAAAAAUCCACAUCAAGCCGAGGAUGUUGAGAUCGGGGUCCAAAGCGCAAUUGGAAAGGAGGGAGCUUGUAAAGAUCUGGAAAUCGUGGUUGUCUCGGCCGCAAUCCUAACAGUUCUGGUAUGUAGACUUUCCACACCGCCAUCACCUGCAAUCUGGGAUAUGAUUCGCAAAAUUUCACCUUUAGCCAUGCUAUGGAUUGCUCGGGAGCGCUAUGUCCACACCCCGUGGGACCGUGUCUGUAGACUUGGUUUGAACUUUGCAAGACUCCAAGCGUGA
This is a messenger RNA of Melampsora larici-populina 98AG31, 396 nucleotides long. RefSeq lists its product as uncharacterized. NCBI's taxonomy places the organism in Eukaryota, Fungi, Basidiomycota, Pucciniomycetes, Pucciniales, Melampsoraceae. The coding region runs from base 1 to 396 and encodes 131 amino acids. The transcript has 3 exons. The record is from RefSeq and is a predicted model, not a curated record.